Molecule: messenger RNA, 3857 nt
Organism: Belonocnema kinseyi
Lineage: Eukaryota; Metazoa; Arthropoda; Insecta; Hymenoptera; Cynipidae
Product: glucose dehydrogenase [FAD, quinone]
Exons: 4
Coding region: 273-2165 (630 amino acids)
Molecular function (GO): oxidoreductase activity, acting on CH-OH group of donors; flavin adenine dinucleotide binding
Source: RefSeq, a predicted model, not a curated record
AAUGGAUCCAGCAGCGCAUAGCUGUGCCUCAGCAGCAAGGUCAUGGCCACUAUGCCACUAUAAAGUUUUUUUUCACGGAACCAAAUUCUUUCAAUAUCAAUUUUUUGUUAAAAACUGAUAGAAGAGUGCUUUCAAAGACAUUCUGCGUGCUUAAAAAUUGAGUCUGUGAAGUGCUUCUCUACACUUCGAAUGUGCAGUUCAACUGAAAGGAAAGGUGAUAUUUCAUCUACAGAGGAAAUUGAAAAUUAACAAUUAGAUAAAGAGGCAUUGCUAUGGGAAUUGAAGACAUUUUUACCGGUAUCGUUAGUUCUGCGACUGGAGGAUUGCCAUGGUUCUUUCCUACAUUAGCAGCUGCCAUCGUCUACUUUCAAUAUGAAAUCAUGGAUCCGGAAUCACGACCAAUCGACGUUCCUUCCGAAUUAUUAUUGCCUUCGUACGAUUUUAUCGUUGUGGGGGCUGGCUCAGCAGGUGCUGUGGUGGCAAGUCGCCUUUCCGAAGUGGAAAAGUGGAACGUCUUGCUUUUGGAAGCCGGUGGAGAUGAAACGGAAAUUUCUGAUGUGCCUCUUCUCGCAGGAUAUUUACAACUCAGUCAACUCGACUGGAUGUAUAAAACUGAACCCCAAGGAGAUGCUUGUUUAGCAAUGGAAAAAGGUCGUUGCAAUUGGCCUCGAGGAAAGGUGAUAGGAGGCAGCAGUGUUCUAAACUAUAUGCUUUAUUUACGAGGAAACAAGAAAGAUUAUGACCUCUGGGAAGAACAAGGCAACCCAGGUUGGGGUUCAAAGGAAGCACUUUACUACUUCAAAAAAUCAGAAGAUAAUCAAAAUCCAUAUUUAGCUAAAACUCCAUACCACUCAUCAGGAGGUUACUUAACAAUUCAAGAAGCACCAUGGCACACUCCUCUUGCAGCAGCUUUCAUCGAGGCUGGCCGAGACAUGGGCUACGACAAUCGAGACAUCAAUGGUGAACAUCAAUCUGGUUUCAUGAUAGCUCAAGGAACGAUCAGAAGAGGAAGUCGUUGUUCAACAGCUAAAGCCUUCCUCAGACCUGCUAGGCUUCGCAAGAACUUCCACCUUGCCAUGAACUCCCAAGUCACAAAGGUCUUGAUAGACCCUGUUAGUAAACGAGCCUAUGGUGUAGAAUUUUUCAGGGAAGGAAAACUUUACAGAAUUCGUGCCAAAAAGGAAGUAAUCCUAUCAGGAGGUGCUAUUAACUCUCCCCAACUGCUGAUGCUCUCUGGAAUUGGACCUCAAGAAGAUCUUGUAAAACAUGGAAUUCCAGUGAUACAAAAUCUUCGAGUUGGCCAUAAUCUUCAAGAUCAUAUUGGACUAGGUGGUCUAACUUUUAUGGUUAACCAAGAAGUUUCGAUGGUAGAGAAUAGACUUCACAAUGUUCAAGCCGUUUUACAAUAUGCCAUUUUUGGAACCGGACCUCUGACUGUUUUAGGAGGUGUAGAAGGCCUGGGUUUUGUCAACACCAAGUAUGCAAAUGUCUCUAAUGAUUUUCCAGAUAUAGAACUCCACUUCAUAUCUGGUUCAACUAAUUCAGAUGGAGGAAGACAGAUUAGGAAGGUCCAUGGACUAACAAGGCAGUUUUAUGAUGCUGUUUUUGGAAAGAUUAGCAAUAAGGAUUCUUGGAGUGUCAUACCGAUGCUCCUGAGACCAAAGAGUAAAGGAGUAAUCAAAUUGAGGAGCAAGAAUCCCUAUGAUCAUCCGAUGAUUUAUCCAAACUAUUUUAAAGAACCGGAAGACAUGGCGGUGUUAGUGGAAGGUGUGAAAAUUGUAGUCGCACUUAGUAGGACUGCUUCUUUUAAGAAAUUUGGAAGUGAACUGAAUCCUGCACCAUUUCCUGGAUGUAAACACAUCCCUUUGUAUACUGAUCCUUACUGGGAAUGUAUGAUCAGGUACUAUUCAGCAACAAUUUAUCAUCCAGUGGGAACAUGUAAAAUGGGACCUUAUUGGGACCCUGAAGCUGUGGUUGAUCCACAACUUAAGGUUUAUGGCGUGACUGGCUUGCGAGUUAUUGAUGCCUCUAUCAUGCCGAACCAGAUCAGUGGUAAUACGAAUGCUCCUACAAUUAUGGUAGGUGAAAAGGGGGCAGAUAUGGUCAAACAAUUCUGGUUACAGAAGAGGACUAACAGGGCUGGGAUUUGGAGAGAUAGGUAUUGAAUCAGUCACCAAGCUAUUUUAGAUUUGAUGGUAUUUAUUUAUCUUUGCCUUGAGAUUAUUAUCAAAAGAACCUGAGUCAGAUUCAUUAAUUUGAUUUCACAACUUGAUUUAUCUAAUCGAUUUUCAAAGUUCAAUGGACUGAUAAGUUAUGUUACGUUUUUCUUAGAAACGUAUCGUGUCUUCGUAGAUAAUUUUUUUUUAACUUUUCUGCAUCGUGUUUUUGAAACUAAACAAUUACAAAGAGGGAAAUCAUCGUCUAGUGACUGGUUCGAGUAGUUUGUAAAGACAAUCAUAACAACAGCAUUAGGCCAUUUUUAGACUAUUAACACCAGAUUACGAAAGUUUCAAGAAGAAAAUCAUGAGGGUCAUUUAAGUAUUAUGUAAAACAUUUGUUCACACAAGGGCGGGGGCAGGGGAGAAAAAAUUCGCGGAAAAUUACUUUACGUAAUACUUGAAUGGUACCAUGGUGGAAAUUUCCAGGCUGAGCCUUUUCAGAGCUCACGUAUAAUUUCAUGCCAUUUUUUGUGAUAAAAUUAUCCUUAACGAACCGAACCAUUAAUUCUCCAUUCUGAAGAGAAGGGUUCAGUCUGCAAAUAAAAUUUGUGCUCUCAAUUUUUUCAAAUUAUUAACAUGUUAUGUUAGCUUUCAUGAAUGUUUGAUAUCAAUCUGAUUUUAUAUUUAUUUUAGUGUAUACCUACAUGUGGGUGCACUCUAAGACGUCGAAUCUCUUGGCGACAAAAUAAGUUGUGCUUUUUAGCGAAAAUUAGGCAAAACAUACCAUAUCCAUCUGCUAUUCUUUUAUGAUGGUUUGCAUGGUUCGGGUAGAAAAUUUAAAAAAUCUAAUUUUCAGAAAAGAAAUUCUCGUGGACACAAAAAUGGUUUCGUCUGCCUAAAACUUACAAAAUAUCUUCUUAAAAAAAACGCGUUUUCCUUAAAAUCUACUUUUCAGGUUUUUAAAGUAAAGUCAAUUUAAUAGAAACCCCCAUUUUUUUAUUUCGUCCAACAUUUUAAAAUAAUGUGUACGUAUAAAGAAGUGAUGGUAUAAGUUUUAUGCGGGGAAACCCAUUUUUUGUGGCCACGUGAGCUUUUUUAAAAAAAUUGAAUUUCUGAAUAUUUCUUGAGAAAGAUAUAAGAUAUUAUGAAAGAAUACGUCUGUUUUUUAGAAGUUCUUAAAAUGAGCAUAAUUUUUUAUUAAAAUUCUGUCGUAUCUAUCGUCCGAGAGAAAAUGUCUUCGAUAUAGAAGUAAAAAUUAAACAAUAAAAAUAAAUAAUAAUAAAGGCGCGAGGUCCUUAGAUAUCUAUGAACAUCAAAAUUAGUUUGUAAUGUAUGGAAGAAAAAUGAGUGAAAACACGUAGUUUUUAAGAAAAUGUAGAGAUAUUAUCGAAUUUUUGGAUAUCUUGUUUCAAGGUAACGUUUGAUGAAGUGAAAAAUAUUUGUAUUACUCUACGAAACAUUAAACUUCAGAUAUAUUAAAGUUUCCCACUCUUAUGUUAGUGUAAUUGUCAUCAAUUUCUGUAAUCCUUCGAAUUCCUAAUCUUCCUUAAGAAAAAUUAAUGUAACUUUUUUAUUGUAAAUAUGCAUGAAUGUGAGAUAAAGCCUACAUUAGGUUUCUUGUGCAAAUUGUAUAUAAUUAAACACUGAAAUGUAUGUAAAUAGCGAAAAUGUUAUUCAAUGAAAUAUUUUAAGUAUGUA